Messenger RNA from Octopus bimaculoides (California two-spot octopus), 1319 nucleotides. RefSeq lists its product as uncharacterized. Lineage: Eukaryota; Metazoa; Mollusca; Cephalopoda; Octopoda; Octopodidae. The record is from RefSeq and is a predicted model, not a curated record.
UGUACAAGUCCGUUAAUCAACUAACUUCAUUAUAUCACGAAUGAUAUAAUUCGAAACGAAAAACUAUCGCUGAUUUCCUCGCCUCAUAUAUUUUAUCUGGAUCAAAUAUGAUGUCCCCUGCUUUUAUUACUUCUCGUCUUUCUAUCAGACUGUUGAUAAUGAUGAUGAUAAUGAUAGUGACAAUAAUGAUGUCACCUAGCAGCACUUCAGACGCUAUUGAACUGACAGAAUUGUCACCUGCUGACGGUCUCACUUUUGAAAAAGAUGAAGAGAUAAGGAUUACAUGUGAUUAUGAUUUGGGAUAUAGAGAUCCGAUUACCCUCAAACAAAAUGGCAUUGAUGUUGUGACGAUGACGUACUCCCGUUCGUCCUAUAAGUUUCUCCAGAAGAGCAGCAUAAAAGGUUUCACAUGUCAAGCUCCUUUGCACACGUCUGAGAUUUGGUGCACUAAAAAGAACACCACUUGCAGUGAUGCAACAUCAUAUAGCUGUUCUUUACUAGGCAUAGCUGUUUCCGGUCAAAAGAUUCUAACAGUAAGGUCUGGUAUAAAGGAUGUGGACUAUACUGAGGAGUCCCUUAAUUUCAACCGUCACUCUGGAUAUUUAUGUCGAGCAAAUACUGGCUUAGUUCCUGGAAGUACAGUCACCUUUGAAUGGAAAGUUGUAACAGUUGCUAAGUCAUAUGAUGGAACUAUAAAAAAAAAGCUGAUACAUACGAAAGAAGACGAAAUAACUGUUCCUAUUGCUGACAAAUGUUAUUCUGAGAUAUCUUCAUUCUACUCGUGCAUUCCUUUACGAGAUGUCGAAUUCUUUUCGUACAUUGAAUGUUCAGUAUUUGGACAGACACAGGUCAAACCAAACGACAGGUGGUGGAAACGUCGUUGCUUCUCUGGUUCUGGUGUAGCAAACUCUAAAUGGGUUUUGGUAGUCAAGCUCAUUCUUCUGCUUCUCGUUGUUGUAAUUUCUCGCUAGCAUCACCCCGUCUUACUUAAAAAUCAUAAUGAACGUUUGUAAAGAUUCCUGUUUACGUUGACCGACUCCCGUUUCGAAUGGCGUAUUAAGUGAUGCUGACAACAUCCAAGGACCAUUUCCCGUUCCAGAUUAUACAAGAUCUAUAAUAAUUUUUACUACUUAUCUUAAUUGUAAUAAUUAUAAGUCACCAAUUGUAGAAAUACUAACGGUAGUAAAAUAAAGAACUGAUAUUAACAAUCACACAUUUAAUUUACAAUUUUAUAUACACACAAUCUGAAUAUGUUUACAUAGUUUCUUCAGAUUAAAGUGAACUUUUGUGAAAUUAACAAUAAACUUACACCAAAAUUA